UGGGAAUCCUAGAAAGAGGAGGGGAAUACCGAACGCUCCAGGAGGAGCUUAGAGACCACCAGUGAGACCUGAGAAAUUUGCGUUGGCAAAGCCCUCCGGUGGAUUUCAGGAGAUUCCUACUCCUUAACUUCCCCCUCCACCCCUUCCCCUCCGACGAUAAUGAUUAAACCCGAUCCACCGCGCCUGUGCUGGGUCUCGGGCGAAGAGCACUGCUAGCCUGCGCGGGGGAGGAGAGAGAGGAGGGCGAGAGGAGGGGACAAGAGAGCUAGCGGUCCCGCCCGGUGAUGUAGGCAGCCCGGGGAGGUGGAGCCGCGACGCCUGAAGGAGUCCCCACCGCAGUCGCGCUCUCUCGGUCCACCCCUCCGAGCAGCCAGCCGCCAGCCCCGGCUCCGGCGACCUCCCUGCCGCCGCAAUUUGGGCGGCGGGGAGCGUGGGAUCCCCCCUAUUCGGGCCUGGGGGGCGUCUCCUCCCCGCCCAUCCCCUGCCCCUCCUUGCUUCCCGGACGGCUGGAGCGACUCCCGGGGGACGCUGUUCCCGGACGCUCGGCCGCCGCCCGGGCAUCUCGGCUGCCAGCCCGGCUGGGCACCGGGCAUCUGCGAAGCUAGCUAGCCCUGCCUGGCAUCUCUGGGAACCGACUGUCUCCGGCGCCGCCCAGCUUCUCGAAAGCCCGGGGCCGCGGGCUUCUGCGCGCCCUCCCUUCCCCCGGCCGCCGGGCAGGACGCCCGUGAGCUCGCGGCGUCCCCAGCCCCUCUGGGCGCCGCCGCGAUGCUGCCGUGGAGACGUAACAAAUUCGUGCUGGUGGAGGACGAGGCCAAGUGCAAGGCGAAGAGCCUGAGCCCGGGGCUCGCCUAUACGUCGCUGCUCUCCAGCUUCCUGCGCUCCUGCCCGGACCUGCUGCCCGACUGGCCGCUGGAGCGCCUGGGCCGCGUGUUCCGCAGCCGGCGCCAGAAAGUGGAGCUCAACAAGGAGGACCCGACCUACACCGUGUGGUACCUGGGCAACGCCGUCACCCUGCACGCCAAGGGCGACGGCUGCACCGACGACGCCGUGGGCAAGAUCUGGGCGCGCUGCGGGCCGGGCGGGGGCACCAAGAUGAAGCUGACGCUAGGGCCGCACGGCAUCCGCAUGCAGCCGUGCGAGCGCAGCGGCUCUGGGGGCUCGGGGGGCCGCAGAUCGGCGCACGCCUACCUGCUGCCGCGCAUCACCUACUGCACGGCGGACGGGCGCCACCCGCGCGUCUUCGCCUGGGUCUACCGCCACCAGGCGCGCCACAAGGCCGUGGUGCUGCGCUGCCACGCCGUGCUGCUGGCGCGGGCGCACAAGGCGCGCGCCCUGGCCCGCCUGCUCCGCCAGACCGCGCUGGCGGCUUUCAGCGACUUCAAGCGCCUGCAGCGCCAGAGCGACGCGCGCCACGUGCGCCAGCAGCACCUCCUCGCGGGGGGCGCCGCCGCCUCUGUGCCCCGCGCCCCGCUGCGCCGGCUGCUCAACGCCAAGUGCGCCUACCGGCCGCCGGCCGCCGAGCGCGGCCGCGGGGCGCCGCGCCUCAGCAGCAUCCAGGAGGAGGACGAGGACCAGGACGAGGAGGCGGAGGAGCGCGAGGAAGGAGCCCCCCAGAGCGAGCGGCCGGAGGUGCUCAGCCUGGCCCGGGAGCUGAGGACGUGCAGCCUGCGGGGCGCCCCGGCGCCUCCGCCGCCCUCGCAGCCUCGCCGCUGGAAGGCCGGCCCCCGGGAGCGGGCGGGCCAGGCGCGCUGAGAGCCGAAGGGACAGGACUUGCGGCCCCAGACCCGGCCGGCCUGACUUACAGCCUCUAACCCCGGCCCUGACCGCUACGGCUCCCCCUGGUACCCCGGCCCUUGCCUCCCUCGUGGUCUCUGUUGUCCGCUCGAGCCUCGUCCUGGCUCACGGUGACGCCUGACACGCCCUUGUAUUGGGGAACCAGAUGGGGGAGAAACAGGAUUCAGUGCUCACCUCUCCCCCCACCUGAGUCUCCCGGAGCCCUCCAUUGUGGAUUUGCCCCCUACGCUUCACACCAAGUCUCCUUACCCAUAGACCACGCCCUCCCUCCCCAAACAUCCUCUCAAGAGAAGUGGGGGAGACCGUUUCCAGAAAUCCAGGAGGGUGGCCUUGGAUCUUGGCCAGGUGGAGGCAGUGGUCCUGCCCUUGACCAGACUAGCCUUCCUCCCUGGGAUGAGACCAACGCUGGGGAGGCAUUCUUGUAGGGGGAAGAGUAAGUAGCCCCGGAGAAUUGAGGCCGGGCCCAAAGUGGCAACUGAGUCCGCUGCCAUACACACAAGGAAGACUUCUCUAUGCCUGGCCUCUCUACCCCUUGGAGGACUUCUGGGACUUCACUCCUCUGGCUCUGGAGAAGACUGGGACGUUCCUACCAACCCCAACCACAGGCUGGGCCAGGUAACAGCUCCCUGCACCAGAUGGCUGUCCAAGCCUGUGCCCUGGCACCUGCCACCCGCCACAGGACUCCUCACCCACCCCAUCUUUCUGCAUACCGAUGUGUGUGGUUCCCCCCUAGGCGCCCCACAACCAGGACCAAGACGAGGCCUCCAGAGGAGGUGAGGAGGACCUCUGGCAGUGCUUGAGGACACUGGCUACCCAGAAAAUGGACACAGGAGGGAUGCCCCCAAGUUGAGGCUUGUCAGAGCGUGAGGGUCCUGACAGCAGCUGGAUUCUCAUAGCAGGAUGAGGCAGGAGGAUGCGGGAACCCAACAGAGAGAGCGGGCCCCUGCCCACGUGUCUCUCAGCAAGGCCACCAAAAGCCCAAAGAUCUAUGUGUCACCAAAUGAUCACUGUAAAUAAAGUGUUCCUGCUUUUUCAGCCUGUCACCACUCCUGUGUUGUGUUUGAUGCCAGGCCUGCUGGGGGUGAAAAGAUUAUCAUCAGAACCUUAAAGGGCAGGAGAAGACCCCUGGAAGUAUCCCCUUUAGCAGCUGGAGCCAACUCUCAGGAUAUGGGGGGACGAAGGGGCUGCUGCCAGGAAGCUGUUCCCUUCAUGUCGGGAAAGGAGACAGUAGCAGGUGCACAUCACCUGUGCCAAGCCUGGAAGGGGUGUCAGCUGUCUGUCUCGGCGUCCCGGAAUGUCUCUCUGCCUGGGCACCAAACACAAGUGUCUCUGGGACAUUGGGCAGGGAGGGGUCACUGGGCUGGGGCCUUCUCAUCAGCCAUGUAUCUUUGAGAAGAUUCAUGUGUAUGCAUGUCAAAGCAGGUGGUAUUUGCUGGGUCUCCUCAAGGAUGUAAGGGAGAGGGGUGGGCAACCCAGUUUGCUUUCAGAGGAGCUGGAGAGAUCUGUCCAGACCAUUAUAACAGCAGGAGUCCUGAGCUUGGAUAUCUUCUUUACUUCUGUGCUGAGCUGGGCACUGAUCCCAGAGUUGUCCAGAGCCCAGAUGAGUGGCCUCUGCAAUCACCAGCAAUCAGGCUUGUUCUGCUUCCUGGAGCUGCUGGAACAGAGGGGGAUUUGUUGGUGUUUCUCCCCAUAUGCAGAAGGAGAGAAGGAAGUGGGAAGAUGUCAGCCCCGGGAGAGGAGGAUGGGCUCCAACGCAGCCUCUUGCGUUAGAGACAACCUCACCCAGCAACAAGGUCAUAAACACACCCUCUUUAAUCAGAUGCUUGCGGCAGAAAUUUACUAAAUGCCUGCCUUGGGACAGGCACUAAGCUAGGUCCUAGCGGUCCAGGAGUCCCUUCCCUGUGCCUCUUAUAUUCUCAAGUGAAAUGCAUAUAAUUAAAGGAACACUUGCAAUAUAAUAAUUCACGAGCACGCUCCCAGCCUUAGCCUCUGCUCCUCCACGCUUCUCUGGCAGCCUCCCAAAACAUAGACACACACACACACAGACACACACACACACAGAACUGCCUUCUUCCUUUCCUUGCUCACAGUAUGCUCGCUAGACCUGGAGUUAGAAGACCAGAGUGAAAGGACUGUCCCUGCCUCCUUACCAGCUGUAUGAUGUUGGGCAACUCACUCAGCCUCUCUGAGCCUCACCGUUAUCAGUGGUAAAAUGGGAG
This is a messenger RNA of Balaenoptera acutorostrata (minke whale), 4013 nucleotides long. RefSeq names its product family with sequence similarity 43 member B (gene FAM43B). Lineage: Eukaryota; Metazoa; Chordata; Mammalia; Artiodactyla; Balaenopteridae. The record is from RefSeq and is a predicted model, not a curated record. The transcript has 2 exons. Bases 766 to 1752 code for a protein of 328 amino acids.